Molecule: messenger RNA, 429 nt
Organism: Hansenula ciferrii
Lineage: Eukaryota; Fungi; Ascomycota; Saccharomycetes; Phaffomycetales; Wickerhamomycetaceae
Gene: FMC1
Product: Fmc1p
Exons: 1
Coding region: 1-429 (142 amino acids)
Biological process (GO): mitochondrial proton-transporting ATP synthase complex assembly
Cellular component (GO): mitochondrial matrix
Source: RefSeq, a predicted model, not a curated record
AUGACUGCCGCUUCUACUGCUUACAAGAACUUACACAACCAACUGCUCAUAAACACUAAACAAGCUGUUAAAAAGCAAAAUGCCCAAUCUCUUAAAAAGACUUUAGCAUUGUUAAAUUAUCAAAGAUUAAAUGCAAUCAAAUCAAAAGAUGCUGAUAAAUUAAUUCAAAUAAAUAAUGAUAUCAAACAAGCCAAUAAAGAUACUGAAGAUCCAGUGGUAUCAGUGGAUCCAUUAUUAAUUGAAAAAUUGAAACUUUCAGAAACUGAUAAAAACAUUAAACAUAUUCAAGAUAUUGCUAAUUUCUUAUCAUAUCAAAGAACUUAUCAAGAAUUAAUUGAAAGAUAUAAUCCAGGUUUAACUAUGACUCAAGAAGAUAAAGUUAGAAAAACUGCCAAUAGAGUUGGUUUAGAUUUACCAGAACAAAAAUAG